Messenger RNA from Punica granatum (pomegranate), 3683 nucleotides. The record is from RefSeq and is a predicted model, not a curated record. Lineage: Eukaryota; Viridiplantae; Streptophyta; Magnoliopsida; Myrtales; Lythraceae.
CAUUUUAAAAUCUCUAAUAACCCUCAUCCUCUGUUACAAACCCCUAAUACCGGCGGCCGACCCUAUCCGGCCUCCACGAUAGGCGACAGCAACCCGACCCAGCCCCUCUGCUGAAUCCUCGCAACCCCGACCCCGACCCCCCGCCUCCACGCCACGACAGGCCGCAGGCGGCAACUACUCGACUCUCUCCACCUCUCGACGGCAUCUCCCCCUACCCCUCCAACUCCCCAUCAGUUCUGUUGAGGCCUGCUCCCAGCUUCUACUCUGGCCUCCCCACCUCGUUCGCUCGGGCUCGUUCUUCGCUUAACUUUAGCAACCGAGCCUGCCCAGCUCGAGCUUGAGGUAAAAUAUGAGAUUUUGUUAGCCAUCCGAUCGUUGCUGUGGGCAUUCCGAUUUCUGGGCUUGGCAUUUCGUUUCAUGGGAGCUGAAGAAUUGGGAGGAAUAUCCCCCAAAGUUGUCAGCUUCAUACACUGAGGAACAUGCUCUCUCUGCGACCGAGUCGCAGAUUAUGCCACUCCGCUGCCGCCGCUGCAAUUUCGUGUGUGAACUCCUCUGCAACUGUUUCCAGCUCCGUUCAAAACCCUAAACGCAUUGAGGAGCCCGCCCUUAUCAAGCUCAAAUCCGAGCGAGAUCCUGAGAAGUUGUUCCAUCUCUUCAAGGCCAAUGCCCACAACCGGUUGGUUGUCGAGAACAGAUUUGCAUUUGAGGACACCGUUUCCCGGCUUGCUGGUGCUGGACGGUUCGAUUACAUUGAGGAACUGCUCGAGCAACAGAAGGCCCUACCGCAGGGCCGCCGAGAAGGUUUCAUUGUCAGGAUCAUAAUGCUGUAUGGGAAGGCUGGGAUGAUCAAGCAGUCCGUUGACACUUUCAGUAAUAUGCAUCUCUUUGGAUGCAAGAGGACCGUGAAAUCUUUCAAUGCCACGUUGCAGGUCUUGGUCCAAACCCGGGAUUUAGAGGCCAUCCAGGCAUUCUUCCUUGAAAUGCCUUCAAAGUUUCAUGUUGAGCUGGAUGUGAUUUCUUUGAACAUUGUUAUUAAAGCACUUUGUGAAAUGUGCGUGUUGGAUAGGGCUUAUUCUAUAAUGGUGGAGAUGGAGAGGGUGGGAAUCAGACCUGAUGUUGUUACCUACACAACCCUGAUUUCCGCAUUUUAUAAGAGUAACCGUGGGGAAGUGGGCAAUGGGUUGUGGAAUUUGAUGGUGCUGAAGAGCUGUUUACCGAAUCUGGCGACGUUUAAUGUUAGGGUUCAAUAUUUGGUUAACAGGCAUAGAGCAUGGGAGGCCAAUCGUUUGUUGAAAGUGAUGAUAAAAAUCAGGAUGAAGCCCGAUGAGGUUACUUACAAUUUGGUAAUCAAAGGUUUCUUCCUUAUUGGGGAUCUCAAAAUGGCCAAGAGGGUCUACUCUGCCCUUCAUGGGAAUGGGUAUAAGCCGAAUAUGAAGAUUUAUCAGACCAUGAUUCAUUAUCUCUGCAGGGAGGAUUCGAGACUUUCAAUGAAAUAUGUCAUAAUGGGAAGAGCUCCGCGCAGAUGCUGGACGUUGCAACUGUUUGUAUAUUAUCCCUGCAGGAACCAGAGCAAUCAGAAGAAGCAACCAUCCUCUUGCAGUUCUGAGGGCUUGGAUUUUGUUGGGCCUUUUGAAGAUUGAAGUGAUGUGAUACAAUGGUCAUACAUAUGGCCUGCAAGUGGGUCUAGCAGCUUGGAGGUGUUCAGGGUCUUGCCUUGGCACGGUCUGCGGCACUAAGAGUUCCCAGCAACUCCAGUUCGAUUUUUGGGAGAUGUCUCAGUUGGUGCAAGUCAGCGGAAAGAUCCAUCAGUCAAAGCUGCGCAAGUUAACGAUGAAUCUUCCAAUCAGCUGCCCCUAGUGGUGAAUAGAUUCAUCCUUGACUAGGGAGUAGAAGUUUCUGGAAUUAACAGUUGGAAUACUUGAAAGAAUCAUGCUGAUGCUAUCAGUACCAUGAAUUGGGAAGCUGUUGCAGGAGCUGGUUCUGAAAUUUCACCUUUGCCUCUUUCAACUGGAAUGGGGAAGUCUGUGACUAAUGAUGAUGAGAGAUACAAAUGUGGCAGCAUGAGGGAGUUGCAAGACUCAAGGGAAAAGAAGAAAAUAAUUAUAAAAAAAGCUAAUUGGCUGAGUAGGGAAGAUCGCAUGAAUGUGCUAAUUCAUAGUCAAAAUGAAUUCAAAAUAAAAUUUCGCUAAAAUCUUUGGACUGAAUUUGUCAUGAUCAGGACUCAAAUGGAAGGGUCAAGGGUCCUUCAUGAUUCAGAUGUGGAAAUGGUGGACAAGGUGUGAGUUCCCUCGUGAUCAGAGGAUUUAGAGGAACAAUGAGAAGCAGGAGUCGUCUAUUCUCCUGACUGAUGCUUUGGACGGCAUUUUUCUUAAAGAAACCACAGUCCUGCAUUCACGGGAGGAGGUAAUGCUUGCCUCUGACGAUUGUGACCGUAACUUGGAUAGGGUUUUAACAUUUAGUGUGAACACUACUAAUAACAGUGCAAUGCAUGAAGUGGGUUACCCUUUCUUGAUUUAGAUCGUUAAAACUGAAAGAGAGCAUUAAGAGAGCAUGCAGAUAUCCAGGACAGUUUGUUGGUACCAGUACGAAGUUGGAUCCCAUCAGCAGAAGUCAAGGAUUUGAUGGUAUUGAUAAAAUCACAAGUCAUGAACAGAUGGGUGUGGGUAAAACUCCUGGUCGUUUAACUGGCAGUAGGGAGUAUGAUGGUGACGACUACACUUUGACUCGAGAGUGGACAAAAUUGGAAGGUACCUUCCCCUGUGGUUAGUUCCACUAUAGUUCACAUCGUUGCCUGAGGAAUCAGUGUGCUAUUUGCUUGCGGAACCUGAAGCAUCAGAGCCUCUUAAUACUAGCUUCCCUUCUCCUAGUCUGAAGUGUUUUGAUGGAUUGAGAAGAGGCAUCGGAAACGACUAUUUCAGUCCGGAGGCGGGUUUUUUCUCAGUAUCUCAGCCUGGAAGGGUUGAUUCUUUUAGCUCCUCGUGGGAAAUUUUUCCAAUCUGUGUCCCCCUCCAGCUGCAAAUGAGCCACUAGGAUCUUGCUACUUCAACCCCCCUCCUCAUAACUUGCACAGGAUGAUUUUGUGGGAGAAUUCUUCCCGAACGAGCCAUGCAUAUAGGAAUGAGCAUUCCGACACGGACAACUUAGUUGAGUCGGCACUGUGGAGAGGAAUCCCAAGAAGUGAGUAAAGCAGCAGCAGCAGCAGCAGCAGCGGCAGAGACUAGUCCUUACUGCAGCAGGGAUAGGAUCUCUACUCCUACAGAUCAGUUGUUUGGUAGGGUAAAUUAACUUGGAUCUUUGUGGAAGUAGGUCCAUAUGGGACUGGCAAUAAAAUAGGUAAAAGUGCACGGGAUCAGGAAUCUCAUCUCAGGAAGCCGUUUGGUUUGGAGAUCUGGGAGCUCUCUCUGUGCCGAUUUUGCAGAAGCAGGUCUAAGGAAGAUAGCAUUAGCAAUUGGGUCCCCGGUAGACGAUUUACACCCAAUACGGAAGGCAUCCGUGGUGGAUUAAUUUUUGUAACCGUUCUUUUUGUAAGGACUGUUAAUAAGAUUCUUCCAGAUAUAUAAUAUUAUGGACCUCUGUAUGAAGUGUCCUGUAAUAUCUCAUUCUUUAUUCUUAAGGCAAUUCUUUGAAUUGUUAAACCUGUGGUCUUGGAGGAAUAGACAUUCGAGAAGCAACUCCUGUGCAGA